Molecule: messenger RNA, 1671 nt
Organism: Cladophialophora yegresii CBS 114405
Lineage: Eukaryota; Fungi; Ascomycota; Eurotiomycetes; Chaetothyriales; Herpotrichiellaceae
Exons: 4
Coding region: 1-1671 (556 amino acids)
Biological process (GO): transmembrane transport
Molecular function (GO): transmembrane transporter activity
Source: RefSeq, a predicted model, not a curated record
AUGGGUCUCGGGAUUCUCGAAGACCGCCAUCUGGAUCAUGUUCCGGGCACGGCCUUGCUUUCGGAUAUGGCGGAUGCAGAGCAUCAUCAAUUCCAUGGUCGUGAUACUUCUGGACUCAAGCACGCAAAGGGAGGCAACUCCGACAUUGUGCUCGUCCCUCAACCCAGCGAAUCCCCAAGAGAUCCGUUGAACUGGCCAACAUGGAAGAAGGAUCUCCUCCUCCUCAUUAUUAGCGUUGAUACCAGUAUUGUGGGUGCGUGGGGGCCUAUGAUCAGUCCUGGAUUCGCGCAAAUGGCCGAGGAUUGGCACAUGUCGUACAACACCCUCAAUGGAGGGCUGGGCUGGGCCAUCUUCGCUAUCGGUAUCUCCUGCUUCAUCACCAAUGGACUCUCGGUCAAGUACGGCCGUCGACCGGUCAUGAUCCUCGGAAACCUCCUCCUCUUCAUUUCCUCGGUGUGGGGAUACUUUGCAAACAGCUACCACUCAUUGCUUGCAAGCCGCAUUUUCGGCGCCAUUGGCAUGUCCCCCUUCGAAGUGCUUACCACCGCGAUCAUUGGAGACAUCUACUUCGUACACGAGCGUGGUAUCCGUCUUGCGUUCUGGGGCCUUUGCCUCAGCAUUGGCGUUGGCGGCGGUAGCUGCAUUUCUGGCUACAUCAUCCAAGACCUUGGGUGGAACUGGACCUACGGGAUCUGUGCGAUCUUGUAUGGUGUGUUCAUCAUUUUGAUUUUCCUGUUUGUGCCCGAGACGGUCUACAAGCGAGAUCCCGCGUAUAAUCUCGACCUCGGCACGACGGAUCAUACAUUCGAGACGCUCGAGGCGACAGAGCGCAAGGGCGAACAUAUGGAACACCUCGAGACGACCAAGACAGGCAGCAAGGUUGCGCAUCGAGAAGUGCUGUACACGGGCGCAGACGAGAAGUCGUACACAUUCUGGGAAGAGCUGCGUCCCUGGCGGGGCGCCGAGUCCGACGAGAACUUGCUGGCGAUCAUCGUCCGGCCGUUUGGCAUGCUCUUGUUCCCUCAGGUGCUGUACGGAUUCAUUACGUACGGUCUCUCAACGUCGUGGCUGGUCGUGAUGAUCUCGGUGCUGGCGCAGCUUUUCACGGGUCCUCCUUACAACUUCACCGUUUCGGACGUCGGUCUCAUCAGUAUCGCGGCCCUGGUUGCUUCGUUGCUCGGCUUUGUCGCUGGGCCGAUGAACGACUGGACCGUCAAGAAGCUUGCUCGCUGGAAUGGAGGCAUCUACGAGCCGGAGUUCCGACUUGCCCUCAACUUCCUGACCCUCAUCCUCGGCGUGGUCGGUUUCUUUGGCUUUGGCGCCACGCUGGAGAACGAGGCACCCUGGGCUGGGCCCGUGGUGCUCUACGGCAUCAUCUACUUCUCCAUGUCGUUCCUCAACAUCGGCAUCUACGGCUACAUCACCGAAUGCCACCGGAACAAGGCGCCCGAGGCGUUUGCGUCGCUCAACCUCCGGAACAUUUACAGCUUUGGCAUGAAUUACUUCAUCAGCGACUGGAUCACCAAGCAGGGCCCGCUCGAAGUCUUCUCCAUCAUCGGCGGGCUCCAUAUCUUUAUCUGCCUGCUAACCGUGCCGAUGUGGAUAUACGGCAAGCGGUGCCGAAGCUUCACGGCCAGGAACCCCCUGUUCAGGAAGAUACAGGAGUCUUGA